Molecule: messenger RNA, 2676 nt
Organism: Lepidothrix coronata (blue-crowned manakin)
Lineage: Eukaryota; Metazoa; Chordata; Aves; Passeriformes; Pipridae
Gene: CASC3
Product: cancer susceptibility candidate 3
Exons: 14
Coding region: 1-2259 (752 amino acids)
Biological process (GO): mRNA processing
Cellular component (GO): exon-exon junction complex
Molecular function (GO): mRNA binding
Source: RefSeq, a predicted model, not a curated record
AUGGCGGACCGGCGGCGGCAGCGCGCCUCGCAGGACAGCGAGGACAGCGACGGCUCGGCGGCCUCCGACAGCGCCGCGUCCGCGCCGGGAUCCCCGCGCUCCCCGCGCUCCCGCUCGGCCUCCGGGUCGCGGUCGCGUUCCCGCUCCCGGUCCGGCUCGCCGCGGCCGCCGCACCGCGCCGCGGGGGCCUUGGGAGCCGGGCCGCGGGGUCGCGGGGCCGAGAGCGCCGGUGGGGCCGGGGGGAAGAGCGCGGCCGAGUCGGAGUGUGAAAGCGAGGAUGGCAUCGAAGGAGACGCCGUGCUCUCAGACUAUGAAAGCGCCGAGGACUCGGAGGCGGAGGAGGAGGAUUACAGCGAGGAAGAAAGCUCCAAGGUGGACUUGAAGCAGGACAGCACCGACUCCUGUGAGUCAGCAGCCAGAGCAGAGAAGGGCAGUGAGAAGCUGGAUGCCAAGGGAGCGGUGACGGGCGAGCGGCAGAGCGGGGACGGGCAGGAGAGCACGGAGCCUGUGGAGAAGAAAGUUGGGAAGAAGGUCCCCAAGCACCUGGACGACGAUGAGGAUCGGAAGAACCCCGCGUACAUCCCGCGCAAGGGGCUCUUCUUCGAGCACGACCUGCGAGGGCAGACGCAGGAGGAGGAGGUCAGGCCCAAGGGCCGUCAGCGGAAGCUGUGGAAGGACGAGGGGCGCUGGGAACACGACAAAUUCCGGGAGGACGAGCAGGCCCCCAAGACCAGGCAGGAGCUGAUUGCUCUGUACGGAUACGACAUCCGCUCAGCCCACAACCCUGACGACAUCAAGCCCAGGAGGAUGCGCAAACCACGGUUUGGGAGUCCCCCCCAGCGAGACCCCAACUGGUCCAGCGAGAGGCCCCCGAAGCCCCCGAGGCACCAGGGAGCCAAGAGCCCCUCGGCCCCCCCCCGGCCCUUCACCAGCCGCAGCUCUGCCAGCACUGGCAGGAUGCCCCCCACCAGGAACUACCCCAGGAUGGGGGGCUACAAGGAGACCCGUCCAGGCUACCGGGCUUCAGAAGCGGGUGUCCCGCACAGAAACGGGGAACAAGCCAAGCAGGAGAGCGGCUACCGCGGGAAGCGGGCGGAGCAGAGCCCGCCGAGGGACACGUCCCCCGAGCUGGAGGUGCCACAUAUCCAUGGCAGCCCCGGGAAGGAGGAGGGGGCUCUGGAAAACCAAGCCGUGGCUGCUGAUGCUGCGCAGCCGCCACCAGACAGACCAGUUGAGAAGAAAUCCUAUUCCCGGGCCAGAAGGACCAGAGUGAAGGCUGGGGACGCGGGGAAGCUGUCGGAGGAAGCGCCCGCUUCCGAGGGGCUGGCUCCUGUCAUUCCAAAACCCACACCUGCAGAGACCUCCCCCCCACCAGCCAAGAGCAACUGGGAGUCGCCAGUGGAAUCCAGCGUGGAUGGACUCGAGCAGGAGAUGACCCAGAUGAACCUGACGGAGCAGAACUGGACCCCGGGGCAGUCCCAGUUCAUCCCACCUCGGGAGAUGAGGGGUAUUCCCAACCAUAUGCACGUGGGAACUGGGCCACCACCACAGUUCAACCGGAUGGAGGAGAUGGCGGUGCCGGGGGGCCGUGUCAAGCGUUACUCCUCACAGCGCCAGAGACCCCCCGUGCCAGAGCCCGCGCCCCCCAUGCACAUCAGCAUCAUGGAAGGGCACUACUAUGACCCACUACAAUUCCAGGGACCAAUCUACACCCAUGGGGAGAACCCGGCCCCGCUGCCACCCCAAGGGAUGAUCGUGCAGCCGGAGAUGCACCUCCCUCAUCCAGGUUUACACCCCCACCAGACACCCCCCGCCAUGGCAAACCCCGGCCUGUACCCCCCGCCGGUGUCCAUGCCCCCGGGCCAGCCCCCGCCGCAGCAGCUGCUCACUCCGACCUACUUCUCCGCCCCUGGAGUGAUGAAUUUUGGGAAUCCUGGCUACCCCUAUCCCCCCGGAGCUCUGCCCCCUCCGCCUCCUCCGCAUCUCUAUCCCAACACACAGGUUGCUGCCGAGCAGCGAGGAGGCAGAUUGGAUCGUGUCCGUGAGGAGAGAGAUCAGAGCAGAUCCCUGAGGAGGCGGAUUGGAUCGGAUCCCUGUGAGGGUCAGACCAGAUCAGAUCCCUGCGCAGUCCCAGGUGUAUGGGGGGGUCACCUACUACAACACUGUCCAGCAGCAGGUGCAGCCCAAGCCUUCCCCACCCCGCCGGACGUCCCAGCCCGUGACCAUCAAACCACCCCCUCCGGAGGACAGCAAAGGUGAAAAAUCAAAGGAGAGGAGCAACACGUAGGGAUGUGGCCACGGGAAUCCCAGCACCAGACUCGGCACCUCGGCGAGGAGGAAGCUGCUCCUUGGGAUGGCUCCUUCCCUGCGCGGAGGUGAGGCAGCGGGAUGAGACACCUGCACCUGCUCAGGGCCAGGCACUUCCCCCGUGGUCUGAGCGGUGCCUUCCCGAAAUCCAUCCCACUGCUGCCCACCCCCCUCCUCCCCCGCGCUGGGGCCGCCGAAGAACCAGCCCCCGAGUCGGUCCUUGGCCACACGUUCUCCCAACUUCUCCCCGUUACUAAACGUUCCCCGCUCCCUCCCCGGAUGUCAAACUCCGCUGGCUUGAUCGUGGUCUGUUUUUAUUUAAGGAAUGAAGCAGCUCCUUCAUUAAAGCUGAUUUGUUUCUUUUGGGUA